This is a messenger RNA of Ipomoea triloba (trilobed morning glory), 1150 nucleotides long. RefSeq names its product ethylene-responsive transcription factor ERF017-like. Lineage: Eukaryota; Viridiplantae; Streptophyta; Magnoliopsida; Solanales; Convolvulaceae. The transcript has a single exon. Gene Ontology annotation, biological process: regulation of DNA-templated transcription. Gene Ontology annotation, molecular function: DNA binding; DNA-binding transcription factor activity. The coding region runs from base 141 to 827 and encodes 228 amino acids. The record is from RefSeq and is a predicted model, not a curated record.
CCAUUUCUCCAUCACUCCUCUAUCCAUCUCCCUACCUUCAAUUCUCUCAUAUACAACCAAAAUUAAAUUAAAUACCUUCAAUAAUCCUGUGUUCUAAUUUCAGAUCAGAUCAGAUCAAAUCAAAUCAAUUCUAAUUAGUAAUGGUGAAACCCGAGAAAGUGAGAAACGAUGGCGUUUCGAGUUCUAAUUCGUCGCCAUCUUCGUCGUCGUCGUCUUCGUGUAAGUAUAGGGGUGUGAGGAAGAGGAAUUGGGGGAAGUGGGUGUCGGAGAUUAGGCUCCCCAACAGCCGGGAGCGGAUUUGGCUCGGCUCCUUCGAUUCGCCGGAGAAGGCGGCUAGGGCUUUCGACGCCGCCCUUUUUUGUCUGCGCGGUAAGAAUGCCAAUUUUAAUUUCCCCGACAACCCUCCCGACAUCGUCGACGGCAAUUCCAUGAGCCUCGCUCAGAUUAAGGUGGCCGCCGCCAAUUUCGCAAACUCCGAGCCUCCCUCGAGGGGACACGUGUCCGAUCCCUCCACUUCGCUUUCUUCGUCGUCCUUGCACGCCGAGUCGCCCUCGCCGUCGGUUUCCGACGGCGCGGUCCACCAAGCCGAAGCCGAAGCCGAAGGUGGUGAAAUGACCGAAACCGCCCUGGAUCACGGCUUUCUUCAACGCUUCUCGUCAUUGGGGAAUGCCAAUAAUAACGUCGUUACGGAUUUCGGUUACUUUCCCGAGUUCGACGAUUUCUCAAAUGACUAUUAUGUCCCUCCGAUGCCCAUGCCCGACACCGACUACGUAGAAGAAACCUACGAUGGAUUCGCAUCCCAAGGAUCAUUCCUCUGGAAUUUCUAAAGCCGUGUCUUGAUUUGUCAAGUGAAAAAAAAGGGCAAUCAAAUGACUGAUUCCGGAAUUUUUUUUUGCCACUGGAAUCAAUGGCAUUCUUGUCCUUUCACAUUUAAUCGGAUAUCCCCCCUCGGUGUUACGUUCAUCCCAGAUGUGACUUGUGAGAUGUCAUUAUUACUCAUCAAAAUUUGUAUUUUACGUGACUGCAUUUUCAAUUUAGUGAAUAGGAUCAUGUUUUUUAUUUUUAUUUUUAUUUUUAUGGCAGUCAUGUCUAAUUUAAUUAAUGUAUAUGAUCAUAUUAUAAUUAUUAGAUUUUUCAUAAAUUUCGUAUU